Paramuricea clavata is the source of this 868-nucleotide messenger RNA. The record is from the annotation of a GenBank genome assembly. Lineage: Eukaryota; Metazoa; Cnidaria; Anthozoa; Malacalcyonacea; Plexauridae.
AUAUGGACUUCAAUUUAACAUUACGACUAGUAAUUUGCACCUUCUCUUGUGUAUUCUACUCGCUGGUGAUAUAGCAACUAAUCCUGGACCUGUCUGCAAUUCUUCAUCUCUUGGAUUAAAAGUUCUGUAUUUUAAUGCUAGAAGUCUAAAAGCACUUGUUCAUCCAACUGGGGACAACUCGGUAAAAAUUUGUAAAAUCUCGUUGCUGCAACAAUUGACAUAUAGCGGUAAUUACGACGUUGUAUGUGUAUGCGAGACUUGGUUAAACAAUUCAAUCUUAAGCAGUGAAAUCUUGACUAAUUAUGGAUCUGUCUUUCGUUGUGACAGAGUUGGCAGAAUUGGUGGUGGUGUUCUUGUUGCUGUGAAGACUGGUAUACAAGUUACCCGUCGACAUGACCUGGAACCUGAAAACACCGAAAUUGUCGUUAUUGAAAUGUUGAAAUCAAACAGCAAACCAGUUGUACUUUAUACGUUCUACCGUCCUCCAAACUCUACGCCUGAUGUUCUUCAGUCAUUAAAUAACUCCCUUCAAAGAAAUUCGGAAUCCAGCCGUGUUGUAGUGAUAGGAGACUUUAAUCUACCAUCUGUUAAAUGGUCCCCUGAUCAACAUACCCCCAUUAACAUCGGAAGUUCUCCUGAGAAUGAAGCUUUUUGCGAAAUAGUCGAAGACAACUUCCUACAACAAUUCAUACUUAGCCCUACACACAUCGCUGGCAAUAUACUCGACCUGCUGUUAUGUAACACUCCCAACAUUAUUGGUGACGUUUCCCUAUCUCAUCCUGAGUCUUGUGGUUUUCCUACAGAUCAUGACAUCGUAGAACUUGAAAUUCAUCUUAAGUUCAAAAGAGCCACGCCAGUUAAGCGCCAG